CAGAAGCGGCGUAAGCUCAAGAAACGCAUCUCCUGGCACAAGUGCCGCAAGGAACGGCUGCGACAGGUUCGGGUCGACAUCGAGGAGCCGGCGGUGUCGUGGCUGCCGGGCACCGGCUCUGACUCGUCCGCUGUACACGACUGUGACCAGUCACGACAGUAUCGCGACUGCGAGCUGACGCCGCAGCCGCCAGAUGCCACCUCCGCCGCAUGUUCUGCCGAGGAGAUCCACGUUGACGACGCUCUCGUGUCUCUGCCAAUUUCCGAUCUCGACGAGAAGCUGCAGAGCUACCCACCCGAGGAGGUCGUGCGCCUCGAGGAGAAGUGGCGCACGCUCCGUAACCAGAAUUACGUGCAGGACUCCUGCCCAAAACAAGUGCGACAGUGCCGGGAGCGUGAGGUCGACGGUGCGGAUCCGGUUCUCGUGCGACUGCUCGGUACUCCGCCCCUCUUGUCGGCAGAUCGCCACCUGCCACGACAGCAGCUGCGACGAGAGGCUUCGGCACAGCAGCCCUACGGCACGUCCACUACGUCCUCUGCCGAGGGUAUCGUGAGUGACGACGAUCUCGUAUCGCUGUCAAUUUGCGAGCUCAACAGGAAACUCCGAGGCUACCCGCAGGAGGUCGUAAUGCACCUCAAGCAGAGGCGGCGCACACUCAAGAACCGGGGCUACGCUCAGAUCUGUCGCGUCAAGCGGCUACGUCAGUGCCGGGCCCUCGAGGUCAAGAACCGUACACUCGUCGCCAAGCUGCAGCGCCUCAGAGUGGCGGUGGCACGCGUCACGGAGGAGCGGGACCGGUACAGGCAGCAGCUCGAGCGGCGAAUGAGCCGGGCCGACCCUGCGUCACUCCCUCGUGCUGACGGCACUCCCACAAUCCUCUGACACGAGUUUGUGCGAGUGUCGAGUGGUCUGUAGCGUAGUCCGCCAGGAAGAGGGCAUCUGAGGAAGCUAGAAAUGAGGCGAGAGGUUUUUAUAGGCAAGACACGAACAGAUCACUGACCGAUCGAGACGGUGGUGGCAAGUGUCGAUUAGUGUCGGAAUGAAGUCCGAAUCCCUACUCACCUCAUUGGCGGCGUUUUUACCCGAACAAACAGCUGUUGUGUCGAGGGGAUGAUUCGAUCCGUCACGUAGGCCACAGUGAGGUUAUACUGAGAGUGUGUUUGAAAAAGUUAUGAAAAAUAGGAAGAAAUCUUAAGUCACCAACAAAAAGUCCCGGUACUCCCCCUAGACGGGUAGUGCCUUGCGCAACGUGAUACCGGCGAUUGAAGUAUAAAGAAAGCUAAACAUUUGUACUUGGCAUUCUUCACAUAAUGUAGAGAUCCUGGGUUUUUCACACGAUCAGUAAGGAUGAGUUUGGUCUGCCUCAAUUUUUUUUAGUAAGUACAAGACUCCUUCACAGCCAUUACAGUAACACAGUAAUCGUCCUCGAUCAGAACUGUACAACGAAGAUGUGUCACCUCUACUUUUUAUUUGUGAUCUUUGAAUAAUUGUGCAAAAUAUUACGUUAUUAAGUAACCAGUUACACACAUCCAGAUAUAAAUAUCGGUGAUCAAGGACCCUGAAGAUCGUGCACAAACUAACAGUGUUCCUCAGUAGAUGGCAAUCGUGUGGACUUUGGAUCUGGACAUCCAGUUGCUGAAGGUCUUUCUGAAGUCCGUCCUGCCAUCGCUUCCUCGAUCUUCCAAUUGGAUGGAUACCUUCCGGUUUUCCUGUAAGCACAGCUUUGACCCGGUACAUCAUUCGACAAUCGUCACGUCCGACAGUACAAGAAGUAUACCAGUAUCGGAGCGUGCCAUAGGUAUUGGAACUGUGAAGACGGAGCCCUCGUCACCUCUGCCGCCUUAUGUCAAUUAUGUCGGCAACACGGGGCCGGGAAGCUCUCUGAGAUGUGCAGACGGUACUGCAGCCUUCGUAGGAAAAGAAGACGAUGACGAACUCGAGGUGGUACCCCACAAUCCAGUCGUCUGUCCUGCGCACGCCAGGAAACGGAUCGUGUAUUCCCAGAUGCUCACUAUGGCUAUCAUGGAUUCCCCAAACUGGCGCAUCUCGUUGCGUGAGAUCUAUAGAUACACCAGGAGGAACUUCCCGUGUGUCAGGUAUCGGAACAACUGGGAGAAUUCCAUCAGGCACAUCCUGUCCAUCAGCCCACUCUUCGUGAAGACGCAGCGCACACCCGAGCGCAAUGCCCACUACUGGUCAGUCGUGCCUUCGUUCGCGGACACACUGCGGGAGAACUUCAGCUCGCCCAACCAGUACUGCUGCAAGUGGCAGCUGGUGAACCGACUGCAGCGCCACUGCACCCAGACACUGCCUCACAAGCGGCCGCCGCAGUACGCCCAGGGCCGGCUCUGCGAGCCCUCUACCCGUUGCAAAACGAGCAAGAACUCAUCAUCCACUCGGAAGAAAACUCCACACAGUUCGUCGGGAGACAGCCGUCGCGUAGGUCCGAGGAAGCCACAACAUCCAAAUUUGACCACGUCCGUUGCAGACUUUAAAACUGAAACAAGGGACGAGUUGGACUGGGGCUCAGAAGAUUUUCUCGGCCAUGCACCGCCCCUCAAACCGCUCAUUGCACGGGCCAUCAUGCUGUCCCCGUACAGGCACGUACCGUUAUCGGUGAUCUACGCGUACUGCAUAAGGCACUGCCCGUACUACAAGAACUACAGGUGGCAGUGCCAGAUGCUCAUUAAGAGCAUCCUGGCCAGUGAGGCGUGUUUCAAGAGGCUGUCACAGGAGGAUGACAACAGGACGGACUACUGGACAUUUGAUAUGCGAUACAAGGAUUUGUUGGAAAGAGACACCUGCCAGCCAGCAGGUGACGAUCUCGACGCUGCGUACCGUAACAUCUGGGAGCACGAUCACGGACUUUACCCCAAGCGGUUGGAAUCGCAUCUGGACGAGGCCGACAGCACCGGGCAGUGCUUCCGUCCCGUCAGCUCGCCCGACAGCCAGCUCACGGACACGGCCUCGGAGUCCGGCUCGGAUACUGACGAAGUCCCGAGCCUGCUACAGGGGCCGUCGCAGAGCUGUCCUCCUGACACUGGACGCAGUGGAGGAGGUGCGACGAACGGAAAUAGGUCGACGAUAGGUGACGGUGGAAGUGGACGCGGGUGUAGUCCAAAGCAAACCAGUGUGUGCGACUCCUAUCUGGAAACCCUCCCGAGACACAAGAAGCAGCAUUCGGGUUAUCUAUUUGUGGACCAACCCACUGAUGUGCUGGACAUUAAAGAGGAACCGCUCCCUGAAGAAUUACCCAUGGUAGACAUUUAUACUGAAGAAAAUGGAGAACAAACACCAAGCAUGUGUACUACACUUCUGGAUGCUGAUGUCUUCAGACCAGUGAAAAUCAAACAAGAGAAGGACGAAUAUCUCGUUCCUGUUAAAUAUGAAAUGGUUGAUACUCUGUGCUAAUACUGCUGUGAAGUUGCAAGGGAAAUAGAUCCUACUGGAAAGGAGAAUUUUUGGACUGUUUACAUCUGAAUGGUGACCAACCUGUGGUUUCUGAUCAGCAGAAAGAAGAGAGAACAUGCCUCAAUCAUUGACAGCUGUGAAAAAUGUGGGCCAGUUCAACUCGCUGAAACUUACCACUGAAAAGUGUUACAAGAAGUGGGAGAAGUAUUCUGCACAGCACCGCAUAGCUCGCCCGCCGAUGGUAUCGAUAGUUUCAGUAGUCCGUUACAUUACAUGGUGCACAAACAAGGUGAUAAAAGAUUACAUAACUUUGUACGUAGGUGUGAUGCUGAAGCGAAGUGUCCUGGCUGACUGCACCUGAUGAAAUGGGCUGAAACUGGAGCGGAGCCUGUAGAGCUCUCCCGCUCCGUCUAGAGUGCGCUGUCAUCGGUGACUCCUAGUGCCAGCUUGAGAUACUAUUCUGUGGCAUCGUUGCUAUCGAUACCACAACAGGAACAGCAACUAAACUUUAAUGAGACUUCAGGAGCACUGUCAGUAAGUGACAUGUCACUUUCUUUAGCAGAAAAUACUUUGCUUGGAGUCUGAGUCUCAUCCAACUUGAAAAUCCUUGUUUCAUCACUAAAUGUUGAAUUAGGAUUCAAAAUAUUCUUCAGGUUAGUGAAGAAUAUUCCAACAUCCGUUUUAUUGAACGAGAUGGUCCUUAAUAAACUGCAAGCCUCUGGAUGGAUGUUGGAGACUAAGUGUUGGAUCGCAUUCCCUGAAAGUAUUGAGCCAAUCUAUUCCAUCUAUGUUUUUAUCUUGUAACUUUCUAUGCUGAGCCAUUUGGAAUGCCAGAUGCCUUCCUUCUUCACUGUCAAGACCGUAAAACAUUUGGGCUCAUUCCAUUAUCAUACGAACAAUGGUUUUGUUCAUCAGAGUAAAUUGGCUGGCAAUCAUAUUUUGGAUGCAGAUGAACAUCUGUCAUUCUUAACAUUCCUAGAACAUAUUGAAAUAUAAAUUGUGUAAUUUUAAGUUAUUUGCUGUUUCUUCAUAAAGUGCUGAUUUUGUUAAAACAAAUGCUCAGAGCAAGUUUUGCUUGAAAAGAGUCCCAUAAUUGACAAUCUUAACAGCAGUUGUUUUGCGAAGACUAGUUCCAGGAACCAAUUAAAAAAGCAGCCCUCAUAUUAUCUUCAGUAAAGUGAGCUAUCUUAGUUUUUCGUGCUCUUUUUACAGACAAUGUCGACAAUAUGCAACUUAAUAUCUUUAUUUAAGACCACUAGCUUAUAUUCUCUUCUCAUUUGUUUGCACAUAUACUCAUGUUCAGAAAAAAACAGAACACAUUGAACAACUAGAGAUAGGACAUUCAUAUUCACAGGACAUGUAAAUUACUAUGCCAUGCAGAAAUAAUUAGCAUUUCAGUCACCUUUACAAAACAUUGUCUUCACAUUCGAUUUCACCUGCCUAGCCUGUUUUAGAUGAAUUGAGCCUGUUAACUUCCAUUGAGUUGACUGUUUACUUUCUGGAUCGUAUCCAUAGCACCACGACUCAUCAUCUGUGAUGAUUUUGUUGAAAAAAAAAAAAAAAAAUGGACUGUCUUCAAAUGAGUCCAUCUUGUGAGAGGCUCAAACACGAUAAUUCCAUUGAUCUCCAGAGAGAAGUCUCGACAUGAACUUUGCAGCCACUCAUUGCAUCUCAGAAUUGAGCUCCAGGACAACCCGGAUAAGUGCUAGAGUUGUUAGAUGGUACUGCCUGUGUCUGUCCUUGUCGAUUAGACCACAGAUUUUGCCGACAUUGUCCUUGCAUCAAGCAGUUGCAGGGGUAACAGAAUGGGGCUAAUCUUCAAUGGCCAUUUCCCUCUCUUUAAACUGAGAAAAUCAUUCAUACAUUUGAGUUUCACUAAGAGCGUGUUUUUUGUAGGUUAUUUGCAGCGUCACAAAAUUUUCUGCUGCGCUCUUGCCAAGUAAAAAACAAAAUUCAUAAGAAGUAGCCAUUUUCUCAUGUUGCAUCUGUACUGUACACACUCUGCCAGAACUGCUAGAGAAACCACACUACUUGCUGGCUAUCACAGUACAAUCAACCUGAAAUUUAUUACAUGAAAUUAGAAUAGAUUCUUCAUAUAAGUACCAAUCUCAGCAACUACAUCUAAACGUUUACAGAACAUAACAUAUACUUUCAGUUUCAUAUGACCAAUUAAUGUUUUAAUAACAAAUCUAUUAGUUGAGAUAGAAGAUGGUUCAAACUCGGACAAAGCAAUACGAACAAUAGGUUGUUUUGCAGUACUAAAAUAAAAAGGCUCACAUUUACAACUAUCGUCCCAAUUACUUUUGGAACCAAAGAAAUAAAUUUAAGGGGCACUGAGUCCAGGGACAAUUUCACACAUUAAUUUACAGAUUAAAAAUUAAUCUUGUGCAUUAAUAAAAAAUGCCAGAUUACAUCUGAGUUAAUUAGGAUACGGUCACCAAAAGCCUUUGCAUUUGAGCACGUUUGUCAGUGUUCUGUACAUUUCUCCAUGUAUGUGAUAGACCAGUGCCACUGUGACAAGUAACCCAUUCUUCUAGUUAGCUGAAAAGGUUUUCAGUUGUUUACGUAACCUCUUGUACAGAAUCUUUAUUGUAAAUGAGGAAUUUUUGGCAUUUCGUUCACAAAGCUUGGGGACAGUUUAAGGAAAAGGUUACUGUGUUAGAUAUCGGUCACUUACAACAUGCUAUCUCCAUUCUGGCCACAUUGUUCAGUUCCGUGGAGCCCCACAUUCCCCUCGGCUGACCUUGAAUAGAGCACAUGCAAUCUUUGACUUGCCCGCUAUAAAUACAAACAGCAAACUUUAUAGCAGUAUGAACAUUAAAUGAGGUUGCUUUGGCUUUUGGAGGAAGAUAGGGGCUGCAGUAGCCAAAGAAACUUAAGAAUUCAGUCUUGGACACAUUUUGAUCAAUUUAGUCAAAUUGGGGGCUCUGAGAUAAACUCCCAAAGCUGUGAUUUCUUAAUCUUAUUUAAUACUUUGAUUCUUACAUUGUUGAUGCAGAAAGUAUGCUAUAAUGUUUUUUCACUUAUACCAUGCAUGACUAAUGCAUGAUUUAUACAACAUUAAUUAAAACUAAAACUUUCAGCCCUUCCAGUUUGUGUAUUGAACACUAAUACAGAUGAGUAACAAUUUAAAUAAGAUUAAUACAUGACAUCGUGGUUAUGUGUCAAAAGGCCUAUCUAUUACGCAAGAAAAAAGUCUUAUAUUUGAGGACGGUAUACUAUCAAUGGAUGAAUUACUUAAGGAAAAAAAGAAAAAAAAGAAAAUGAAGCACUGCAGACCUACAAAGACAAUGCUUGUUAACAGGAUAUGUUAGUGUUAAAUUAUAUCCGUCAAUUACAAAAGCAGUCUUUGUUUGAGAAAGUUAACAACUAAAUAGUAAUAUGCAUAAUGCUCAGCAUUACAGGUACAUGCUAAUGCAGAAGUUAAAGAGCUGUUGCAUACUAUGAAGUGUUGUUUCUGAAAUAUUAUUACUAUUGCAUUAAGAUUGUUUUAAGAAUAAAUUCCACAGUACACUGUAAAGUUCUCAUGUAUCUGCAACCUUAUUGGAAACAUACAAAUCUUAUAAAUGUGGCAACUGAAUAAAGUUACUAAAUGUAAGUGUGAACUGUCCCAAAACUUAUAAAAAUCAUUCUCAACUUUUUAUAGCAAAUAUCUGUUAUUUAAGACACUUGAAAUGAUUGUAUUAAUAUGAUCUGGUGUGUAUAUGUUAAAAUACAUGAAAAUAAACAUUUUCUGUAUUAUUGUUCA
Molecule: messenger RNA, 7159 nt
Organism: Schistocerca serialis cubense
Lineage: Eukaryota; Metazoa; Arthropoda; Insecta; Orthoptera; Acrididae
Exons: 14
Coding region: 1597-3411 (604 amino acids)
Biological process (GO): regulation of transcription by RNA polymerase II; anatomical structure morphogenesis; cell differentiation
Molecular function (GO): DNA-binding transcription factor activity, RNA polymerase II-specific; RNA polymerase II cis-regulatory region sequence-specific DNA binding
Source: RefSeq, a predicted model, not a curated record